AAUUGAUACAAUCAGCCAAGUUUAAGAAUUUAGUGCAAGACACCAGAAAUUGUAAAGAUUGUCAAAAUAAAAAACAGCAAUUAGUUAAGUCUGCUAAACCAACUAACUGGAUUAGUUUUAAGGUUAGUAAAGGGUUUUGGACUGUUGCUAAAUCUAUAGAUCAUCCUAAAUCGAAAACUUUAAAGCGAAUUAUUAAAAGAAAGCAACAACGACCAAGAAAUCGUUAA
Entrophospora candida is the source of this 227-nucleotide messenger RNA. The record is from the annotation of a GenBank genome assembly. Lineage: Eukaryota; Fungi; Glomeromycota; Glomeromycetes; Entrophosporales; Entrophosporaceae.